CAUUUAAACCAGUAACAUUGACCAGUUGCUAUGUAAAUAAAUGGUGCGAGGGGAGGGGGGCCCUUGGAGAUAAUUGGCCUCGGGGCCUUUGCAAGUCAUAAUCUGUCUCUGGAGCCAACAUGUAUCAGUCUCUUCAGAUGUGGCAGAGCUAAUGAGAACUACAGAUCCGAGAGCUGCCUUGGUGUGACUAUCCCAGAUGAGCACCUCAGUGGCUGUGCUGUUUAUCCUCAUCCAGACCAGCCAGUCUCGAGAGAGCUGAAGUCAGUGGGAGUACCUGACACUGUCUUCCUGCUUUAUGUGUUCACACACAACACAGAUAAAUGUUGAGCAGAGUCCAGUGUCCUGGCCUAUUCUGCUCACUGUCAGACAGACUUUGAUGGGCGACCUCUAGCAGGGGCAUGACCAUCUGCAGAGAGCAGCUCAGUGUGGAGAGAUACACACAUGAGUAUGUUGUGCAGACAGUGCUUCACAAGCUUUUCUAUUUGCUGGGCUUCAGUAAAGAGCUCUUCAGCAAGUGGAGGGAUUGUUCUCUCUCCUCUCAGAGUGUGGACUGCUGGUCUCAUGGUCAGGUGAACAGUACAGAUGAGACGGGGCUUGUCAGUGCUGUGAUCAGAACAAUGCAGAAUCACCUCAACUCUACUUACACUGACAUUGGAGCUCCAUUAGAGAACAAGGAUGCUGGUUCUGAUGGCCUCUCUUCACACUGGGUGGCCCGUGUGCUGCAGGGAUCCAUUAUGGCAGCUUCACUGGUGGUGCCAUCUCUGGUUCGGAUUGAUCCGGUCACACUCGCUGCCUUCCAGGAUACAGGCUGGUACUCUGUCAACCUCAGUCGAGCUCAGAGCCUCGUGUGGGGAGAGAGUGAAGGUGGUCAGUUUGGGUGUCUCUCUACAUGUCACAAUUCCUCGACCUUCUUUUGCACAGACAGUAGAUGAGGUUGUCAUUAUCUUCACCUCCACAAGGGGGAGGGUCUCACUGAUGUGUGCCUGGAUGGCUGCUGCAUUUUCAACCUGCUCCAAAUGUUGUGAGACUACUGUCCUGCUAAUAGUCAGCUGAUCUUUAUUUUCAUAGUCACUCUCUUUAUGUUCUUUUUAUAUUUCCUUGUGUUCUCAUUACAAAAAAAUAAAUAAAAUAAAAAUUGUUAUAAUAGAGUGAGUGUUGGAAAGAAGAGAAUAAGAGAGGGAAUGAAAUGGAGGAGUGGAGUGGUGAGAUCUACGGCUCUGACAGCCGCUGUUUCAUAUCCAACCUCAGCAGAAGGAUACUGCAUGUGCUCUCAUUUACAUAAGAAAUAUUUAUAAGUGUUGAAGAUG
Molecule: messenger RNA, 1307 nt
Organism: Myxocyprinus asiaticus (Chinese sucker)
Lineage: Eukaryota; Metazoa; Chordata; Actinopteri; Cypriniformes; Catostomidae
Product: ciliated left-right organizer metallopeptidase-like
Exons: 8
Coding region: 399-932 (177 amino acids)
Biological process (GO): proteolysis; cell adhesion
Cellular component (GO): cytoplasm; membrane
Molecular function (GO): metalloendopeptidase activity
Source: RefSeq, a predicted model, not a curated record